UCCCACUUACAUCACCUCUCGUCGGUGCCUGCCUGUGUGUUUCACCCCUCCGGGUGCCGCUGUGUUAUUCCCCUUCUCUUCCAGAGGCCGGGGGCCCUGACAGUGCACAGUCCUCUGUGAACACCCUCCACAAGUACAGUGACCGUAUUUGCCACACCAACAACUGGGACACAGGAGCUGCGAGAGGUGUCGGCAGGACGCCCAUCUCAUUCUCUGCACCCAAGAAGACAAAAGGAAACAACCAUCAGAUUCCGGAGCAGGGGUUCAGACCUGAGAGGCUGGUGAGCAAUCUGCGGGAGCAUGUGGCGAGAAAGUUUUCUUUUGCAACAGAGAGAGUUUCUGAAGUAGAUACUACCUUCACGGAAGAGGAGCAGCGGGGCGGCGGCUGCGGGUUGUUCUCCAGGAUUCAGCACUCACCCGUGACCCGCCCUGCCCGGCGUGGAAGGCUGUUUCCCUGCAGGAACUUGGCACAGAUCAGAGUCCGCGGAGAGACUUUUAGGGCCAUGUGUACACUCGUGCCUCGGGCGAUUACUCAGGAACCGUGUGCGGGAGACUGUGCAGAAGAUCCGAGGGACUGAGCGGCGGAGAUUGCGGAGCAGCCCGGCUCCCAACAGCUGCAGGCUCAGUCCAGGCACCGAGAGGGCCAACAGGUGUGUGUGAAAGAGGAGACACUGGCAUCUCGCAGUAGAAGGUGAAUGAUGACUGAGGUGGGAACAACACCCCUGCUUCUGACAGAGACCAACCCACACAACACGGACAGUGAACCUGGAUGCCAAAUACAUGAUUUCACAUCUUUGAUCCUUGACAGCGUCACUGUGCUCAUCUGUCUCUUCGGGCUGGCGGGGAAUGGGAUGGUGUUUUGGCUCCUCGGCUUCUGCAUUAAGAGGAACCCCUUCACAGUCUACAUCCUCAACCUGGCCAUCGCCGACUUUAUCUUCCUCCUCUGCCUGCUUGCUUACCUCAUGCUUAGUAUGGUGGAAACUCUCUUCUGUUUGCCUGAAUUUGGGCAAUCAAUACGGGUUUUCCACCUGCUGUUUCUCUUCGCCCACAACGCCAGCCUGUAUCUCCUGACGGCCAUCAGCCUGGAGAGGUGUCUGUCCGUCUUCUAUCCCAUCUGGUGCCGAUGCCGCCGCCCAAAGCGUCUGUCUGCCCUGGUGUGUGCCUUGCUGUGGGCUCUCUCUGGCCUGGUAACUGGGCUAAUGACUUAUUUCUGUGUUUCUAAAAAAGAUAGACAUUGUAGAGCAUCACGUAUUGCCAUAUAUGUGGUGGAUUUCCUGAUUUUCGCGCCCGUCAUGGUUCUGACCAACCUAAUCCUGUUCGUCAAGAUCCAGCGUAGCUCUCAGCAACGUCAGCCUGGAAAGCUCUACAUUGUUAUCUUGCUCACUGUUGUCUUCUUCCUCAUCUUUGCUAUUCCCUUCAGUAUGAAGAGCUUUGGCCAGUAUUUUAAUUCUGUUGCUAUCAGCAUUGAGGUAUGUUAUGCAUUGGCUUCUGUAAACAGCAGCAUUAACCCGGUUAUUUACUUCUUAGUCGGGAGCUACAGGAAGUGGCAAUUCAGGGGUUCUGUCAAGUUCGCGUUCCGGAGGGUCUUUGAAGAGCAGGUAGAAUCCAGAGAGGACAGAGAAUCCCGCAGGACAACCAUAAUGGAGAUGAACAACUAAAUCCCUACCACGCCCAGAAUGAGAGACCUUCUUAUGGGCAUGGAAUUGUAUUAAUUAGUAUGAAAAUUAGCAACUUCCCACUUGUUGAUUUUUUUAAAAUGUCCCAUAUAGCAUAUUUCUGUGGCACUUGGUUAUGACAUUAUAUCAGUCUUGGAAAACUUUCAUUGGCAUGAUAUUAGGGCCUAUUCUACACAGCCUCCAAGAUAUAUAUCCAGUGAAUAUCUAUUUUUAAUUCAAUGUGGCAGUAAAUGGUUUCUGCUUCUGUCUGCCAAUCACCUACUAGAAAGAGGGAUUGAAAAAAAUGCAUUUUGACAGGGUGGACAUGAGAGGCACUAGCUUACUGACAUUAAUCUCAAAGGGCAACUUUAUUAUGUUUGCUCAAACUAUAAGAAUUAAAGAGAAAGAAAGUUAUUCUAAAGUCAGAAAUACAUAUCAAUAUCUACCUAAUUAAACAAGAUACACAUUGCCCAAUUCAGUACUACGUGUGAUCAUUAGAAAAUCAAAUAAUUCCAGAGGGACACAAAUAAAAGAGCCGUGAGUGAUGGAAAGGUGAUGGUUAGAGAUCACCCGGUAGCUAUAAGAAAGAGUUUACAUUCCCGUUCCCACUCCGCAAGAAUAUGGCUGCAGUAUAUAAAGUUCAAAUGUUUUAUCUUUCUUAUCCACCUUUUCUGUGUAUUUAAAUUGUAAAAAGUGUGUUAAUGGGAGUUGCCAACUGGAGGGAAUAAUUCCGGACACACUGGGUGCAGGUGAAAACAAGCAGAGGAUUUAUUGGUUCACACAGCUGGUGGAGUAUCCAUCAGGGGUUAACCUGGUGAGCACUAACUUAACCAAAACAUACAUUAGAUUAUAUAGGCAGCAGAUGGGUGGAGGGGAAGUGAUUUGAUAGGUCUAGCGGCGGAAAUGAGAUAUGCACAUAAGCCAAUGAAAUAUAAAGGUUACAUAGGAUCCCCACCCAUCGCCAAUUAAACGUAUUAUCACUAAUACAAAUAAUUAUUCUUAACAAGCUAAAUAAGCCAACAUAAACAGGAUGGAAGCCCCCAAAAUGGACAUGUUAAUGUUAACUUGUUUUGCUGAAAUUGACACAGUCCUUGGGAUCCAAGCUGAUUAAUCUGAAAUUACAGGAGACAGUAAGGAAAACCACGCAGCCUGGCUGGUACCCGCCAGGCCUUAUCAGAGUGAGUCCCCUUUGGAAUGUAGUUGCCAGGGGAACCAGGGUCGAGUUAACGGUUGUCUGUGUGCUGUAUUCCCAGGCUUGUCUAAUGAUUCCGGAUUUGAGUUCUCAGUUCUCAGCAAGAUACCAUGGACUGCCUCAGUUUACCCCUUCACCAACUCUAACUUAAAAUGAAACCCCUGGGCCACAGGGACCUAUUUUAAUGUUGUAACAGAGCACGAAGGCAUCAAUAACAUCAUCUCCCUUCUUAGGCCCAAGACCAGAGGUGCCAGAUUUCGA
Messenger RNA from Pelodiscus sinensis (Chinese soft-shelled turtle), 3108 nucleotides. Its product is annotated as mas-related G protein-coupled receptor member H-like. Lineage: Eukaryota; Metazoa; Chordata; Testudines; Trionychidae. The record is from RefSeq and is a predicted model, not a curated record. Gene Ontology annotation, molecular function: G protein-coupled receptor activity. Gene Ontology annotation, cellular component: plasma membrane. Gene Ontology annotation, biological process: G protein-coupled receptor signaling pathway.